Messenger RNA from Magallana angulata, 5039 nucleotides. RefSeq lists its product as uncharacterized. Gene Ontology annotation, molecular function: ubiquitin protein ligase activity; translation repressor activity. Gene Ontology annotation, biological process: negative regulation of translation; protein polyubiquitination; proteasome-mediated ubiquitin-dependent protein catabolic process. Bases 1552 to 4032 code for a protein of 826 amino acids. The transcript has 3 exons. NCBI's taxonomy places the organism in Eukaryota, Metazoa, Mollusca, Bivalvia, Ostreida, Ostreidae. The record is from RefSeq and is a predicted model, not a curated record.
AAAUAAGCAACGAUCAAAAAAACAUUCUCAAAAGCGCAUGCCAAUUAUUUUACUGUACAGUAUCUUUACAUUGAAUCAGAAAUGAAAUUCUCAAAAAUAGAUUUUAGUUUGCGGAAGUAAUCCUUUCAAUGGUCGACAUUUACAGGCAGAUAUCCAUCUAUAUACUCUGUACUAGAAGAGAGUCUCUUGGAGUACAAGUAAUUAAAUCUUGUUUAUCAUGGUGUAUUUGUGAAGUACAUGUAUACACAUCUUCAUAAUAUGAAGGAAAAGAACUGCGUCCAUCAAGGAAGUGUGUGAUUUUGAUGCUAUCUUCAAUAGGCAAGAGUUUUGACGUUAUAUAAUAAUAUUCCGUCAGUACUUCUCUGAGUCUCGUAUAUGUAUUUCGUUCCCAUAUUGACAGACAGAUUGUACAUGGUUAUAAAUCUGAAUGGAGAUUAAUGUUGAAUGAACAUAACGAAACGUUAAGAAAGUGAUCGAGCUAUAGGAUUAUCAACUUUCAGAAACCGACAGGGAACUGGAUGUUUUGGAGACAUUUUGAAAAAGGAAAUAUUUUCUUGGAAGAAGACCUAGUAAGUUUCUAGACAAAAAAAAACAGAGAAGGAAUCCUACACACUCGUUUGCUAGUGUGGUUGGGAUAAGAAUGAGAAAAACGUUUUAUUGGAAGAAUGAGCAAGUUUCCGCUAGUUUUUGAGAACAAAAAAAAAAAAAAGAAUCGCCCAUAAUCUUUUGACAAACACCGAACAGACAAAUUAUCGUUGAUUUUUUGGGAUUCUUCAGACGAAUACUUCCAAUUUCUUUGAAAAUUCAAAGGGAAGUACAAUAUGUUUCAAGCCGGAAUAAUUUUGUGAAAGCCAUUUUCUGAUUCUUAUGUGGGUGUUUUUACACGUUUUUCGCUUGGAGUCAGAGGUUUAAGAGUGGAUGUUUCCUAUCUAAAAGGAAUAAAAACUUUUGAAUAAGUUUUGAAUCUUAAUGGUAACGUAGUGAGAAAAAUAACAUUAGUUACGGAUGUUUCAGGCCGAAUCGAUCAAAUUUGAUUAGGAUUUGGAUGCUACAUGAAAACCUUUUGUGUUUCUUGGCCGGAUGUACGCUGCUCUAGAAGAACAAAGUUUUAAGAGGAAUUUGUUAAAAAGUGGAGGCACUCAUUGCGAAACCGUGAUCUGAAAAGAGGGUGCCAGUUUCAAAAGUUGUCGAUACCUGUACGUUCCGUGGUUUGAAAAACAUCAACCAAUACUGAAAUCGAACUACAGGAAGUCAGAAAGGAUUCUAAUCAGGAAAUAACCGGAUGUGAAAGGGGGGAACUUUUUUUCAAAACUAUUUUUUCCGCUUUAGCCAAACAUUUUCAUUUACUGUUAAUUUGAAAACAUGUGAACAUGGAACAUACUCUUCGAGAAACUAUAACUCCUGCAAGGCCAACUUCCCCAAUAAUUGACUCCAGGAAACAAAAUACACUUCCGCAUAUAUGCGUAUACAUCAAUUCGAUCAGGUCACGUUAAAUGUGAUACAAAGUGCAAUUAAUCCAUAUAACGCACACAUUUAAAAUAUCCAGUCGCCAUGGGAAACACUGCGCCUCGCCAUUCGUUUAAGUAUAAUGUCGAGCAAGAUAACUCUUCGGUUGGUAGCACAGAGAGCCAACCAUCCCCGAGAUGUUACAGGUACAACAUGACCCAGGGCAAAAGUCAAGGUCAACACGUGACACCUUCCGUGACGAUGGAAAUGACAUGUGACAACUUACAGCACCUGUGUUGUAGCGCAGACGGCACCGUCUGGGUUUGCAGACGACCUCAAAUUCUUCAACUGGAUCGGAAAGGGCAAACACUGCUGCUCCUAGAGGUCAAGAUAGAGAUUUGUGGUCUCGCCGCCGGUUCGAAAGACGAUCUCAUCUUCACAGACGGGAAAAACAAGCGACUGAUAUACACCCGGUUUGACGGUGACAUCAUCACCAAAAAAGUCAUGUCCACGAACGAUUGGUUUCCAAUCGGCAUUUGCUUCGCGGAAAAUGGCGACAUUGUUGUCGGACUGUUCCUCCCCUCCGCUCGGGGCCGUGUCACCCGAUAUAGCGAAGACGGUGACGUCAUUUCCGCCGUGGAACACGACAACCACGGGGAUCAGUUGUACUCAUUUCCCGCCUUUGUUACCGAAAAUGGAAACGGAGACAUCGUGGUUUCCGAUCAUUUGAGGCGGGCAGUGAUCGUCGUCGACCGGUGGGGACGAUACCGCUUCACGUACACGGCCGAUAAACUCAAUCGUCCAGACGCCGUGCCUUUCCUGCCGUUUGGCGUCUGCUGCGACUCCUUACUGAACAUAAUCGUGGCAGACAGUUGCAAUGAUUGUCUGCAUCUUGUGUCAGUAAACGGCGAGUUUCUGUACAUUUUGCUCAACAAGUCUUCGGGCUUGUAUCGACCAGUGGCUUUAUCCAUGAGCAAGAAUGAGAAAUUGUUCGUUGGAGACAGAAAUGGGAUCAAAAUCUUUAAGUUGGACAGACAGCAAGUGUCUACUGAAGAUAGGAAAAGUUCAAGGUCUAAUAGUUUAUCGUCAUUAGAGAUAAACCGAGUUUCUGGUAGUGGUGAAAAAACACAAAUGUCGGAACGGGUCCGUGUUGGAAAUCAUCCGAGUGGUUCACUAAGCUUACAUCGAUCGUCCACAGAAAAAGGCAUUUCUACAAUGGCUGACUUCGGAAGGAAAGAACAAGUGGCGGUGAAUAUUCAAAAGAGUCAGAGUCUUCGAGGGAACCAGUCUGUCCCAAAUCUAAAUGCCUUUAUAGCAAAACAAAAAGGAGAAGGCGGAAGUGUCAACAAGAAAAUAACACAGACCCCUCAGCAGGUACAUGCUAUGACCAGUCAAAGUACUGCGGUACCUACAAAUAAUCCUAAUCCUUUGCAUUCCUCGAGUACCACUUUGAAUAAGGCGGCUACACUGCCUUUAAAGACAUCAAUGACCAACUUUAAUUCUGGGAUGCCCUCCCCCUUUACAUUUCGCAAAACGAACGCAUUGACGAAUUCAUCAAGAACAAUGGAACAAUCCCCAUUAUCAAUAACAACGUCUUCCGCAUUAACUUGCACGACGGUGCCUAAAACCUCUAUUUCAACCUUAUCCACAACAACGCUACAGCCGUCGCUUUUGAAAGACCCGAAAAUGACAACGGUUUCAUCAGGAGCAACUGCAAACAUGAAGAUAAAAGAGUCACCAUCAUCUCCAGCUGUGGCGACUCAAGUCUCCAAGUCGAAUACAUCAUCUGUUUCAUCAACCAAAGAAACAUCAGGUACGUCCAAGAAAGUGCCUACUUCAAAAACAAUACCAGACAAAUCAUCGGAUAAGAAAUCCUCAAGCUCCCCACCAGACUCUAAUAAUGAGAGUGUGACAAAACCUAAAGCAAUUCAAUCGUCUGACAGAAAGGAGGCAACUGGGACACCCAAAUCGUCACCCAAGAAGGCCAAAUCAGCAAAAAGCUCCAAAGACUCUAAAGAGAAAGACACAAAAGGUAUGAAGUCCUCUUCAGGAACUUCAAAUAAUGAAAAAGGUGCAAAAGCUAAACCGAUUUCGGAUUCAAAAACAUCACAAUCGCCUGGUAUGAAAGAAAUUUCCGCUGGAACUUCAAAUUCUUCAUCGAAGAAAACUAGUUCAUCAAGCAGCAGUAGUAAAGACUCUAAAGAGAAGAAAACAGGAAGUCAAGACACAAGAAAGGAACCAGAGGUUGUAUCUAGCUCUGGUCGAGAUAAUUCACAAAAUCACGUUCAAAUUCACAAGAAAACGGAAGAGAUAAAACAAAACCCACAGAGUGCAGCUAGCUCUCGGAAACCACCUUCAACGAAAGAAAUUUCGAGUGAAACAAACGAAAAGGCAACAAAAACAGUAUCACUACACAGUGAAAGUAAUAAAACCGAUGUUGUGAGAAGGAAUGAACAUUCGGACGUUUGUAGAAGCGUCAAGGCUACGGAGCCUUUGUCUUCUGAUACCAAGGAAAUAGGUAACACUGUACCCAGUGGGAAAAGUAGAACAAGAGACUCCAAUAUAAUCGAAUCUACUAGGAUAUAGCAACUGUCAUUGUGUGUUGUCAAUGAAGUGUUGGCAUUUCUGGUAGAACAAAAAUAAUAUCCAAAACAAUCUUAAUACUGAGGUUUCAUCAAUAUUCGUUGAAUACCAAUUUUCGUGGAUUUCGUUGUUAAGUUUAUCCAUGAAAAAAAAUGUUCAUUGAAGUGCAAUUUCUACUAACAUUUUGUAUUGAUAGGAUCAUUGGCCACGAAUUUAUGUAUCCUUGAAACUGAGGUUUGCACUUUAACCACGAAAAUUGAUACCCUUGAAUAUUAAUGAAACCACAGUAAUACACCUGUAUGCAUAAUUUAAAGAAGAAAAAAAUGAAACAAUUUAAUAUGUACUUUUAAACGGUCACGUGAAGAUAUAAGCAUCAUCGAUUCUUAAAUGCAUGUACAUGUAUAUUAUAAGUGUUAUUCACAUAAAGGUUUUCAAAUAAGAUACAUUUUAAACUUAUAUACAUGUUAUUGGAUUUAAGAAGUUAUUAAAAUACGAAAUAUAUGUAAUAUUUGACUUUCAUAUUCUUAAAAGGUUAUCAUCAAAAGUACUGUUGGCGUUUUCUCAUUAUGUCGUUUGUGAAUUUGCUUUUAACUAUUUCAAAACAUUUAAACAGGGUUCAGAAAGUGGUUUGUACCAAUUUUGGCGGUGAAUGCCAAACAUAACUCAAAAGGCCUUAAUAUAAUUUUAUAGCUAAAACACUUAAAACACUUCAAAAACUGUUGACAGGCAGAUAUUAACAAAAUGUCACAUUUAAAUAUUUAUAUCAUAAAUUAUGCAGAAAUAGAAACAGUCUUUUCUGUUUUAUUUUGGAAAUACUAAAACGUUUGCAGUAAAUUAUGAUAUAUUCGCAAAUAAAUUUUACCGAGUAUUAAAAACCCCGAGGUGAAUCGAAGAUUUGUUUGGUAUUUUCGAUACCUUAAACCAAAGAAAUGGACAAAUUAGGCGGGAAAAUGCCAGUUGUACAAACAAAGAAAUAAUUUUUUUAUACACAUGUAGUUGUGAAAAUAAAA